UACCCCUCCUCAUAUUUCUUCACAUUCUCAGAACGCAAUCAAUUGCAGCCAGAAAACUAGAGAGCAUAGAGACAAAGACAAGAUGGGAGAAGAAGAAGGUUGCGAAUGCAGGCCACUGGGUUUCUUGCUCGGAUUGCCCUUUGCUCUCUUGGCUUUGAUUUUAUCUCUUGUGGGUGCUGUUAUCUGGGUUCUUGGAUCUAUAUUGAGUUGCUUGUGCCCAUGUUGCAUUUGCUGUGCUGGAUUGGCCAAUUUGGCUGUGAGUCUUGUAAAGCUUCCAAUAAAAGUUCUUAGAUGGUUCACUCGUCAAAUUCCUUGCUAGAGCAUAAUCUUUCCCCUUUUUGAUCUUUGUAGCAAUUCUUUUCUCUUGUAUUGGCUCUUUUCUUUUCUUCUCUUUUAUCUUUAUUCGGAUUUGCCUAUUGUUGUGAUUCAUUGGUUUAAUUACGAUCUUCAACCGUUUAUAUUUGAUUC
Molecule: messenger RNA, 468 nt
Organism: Glycine soja
Lineage: Eukaryota; Viridiplantae; Streptophyta; Magnoliopsida; Fabales; Fabaceae
Product: signaling peptide TAXIMIN 2-like
Exons: 2
Coding region: 83-319 (78 amino acids)
Source: RefSeq, a predicted model, not a curated record